Molecule: messenger RNA, 6250 nt
Organism: Podospora pseudocomata
Lineage: Eukaryota; Fungi; Ascomycota; Sordariomycetes; Sordariales; Podosporaceae
Gene: STT4
Product: Phosphatidylinositol 4-kinase stt4
Exons: 3
Coding region: 248-6067 (1939 amino acids)
Biological process (GO): phosphatidylinositol-mediated signaling; phosphatidylinositol phosphate biosynthetic process
Cellular component (GO): plasma membrane; cytoplasm
Molecular function (GO): 1-phosphatidylinositol 4-kinase activity
Source: RefSeq, a predicted model, not a curated record
ACUAAAAGAAAGUGGGUAGUUAUGAAGGUGCCCAUCCACCAAUCUCACCACCGCGCCGCCCCGUAAUCUUUUCGUUUCAACAUUUGACGUUAGGUUGUGAUAUUUAGACAGCCUCCCGGUCUGCGCAGGCAAAGCGUAUCUUGUUCCCCGGGAAGCCUCCGGGCGCCUGAGAGUCUCGGAAUCAACAACCACAUCACCGUCCCCGUUCUCUACGAAUGACACACGGCAAGAAACAGCCUACAACAUCAUGGCCCGUGACGUUCGGCGGAAGGCCUUAGAGCGCAUCGCUGCCCUGGCAGCCUCGGACCCAGCGAGCACUUCAUUCGACAAGUCAGACUUGGAUAGACUAUGCAGAGUUGCCCCCAGCCAUAAACGAUCUUUUUCUGGCGUCAAUGGCCACAGUGCAGGAGGGCCCCCUUGGCCAGAAGCUGCCCGUAUUCCCAUGACUAUUCGCGAAUAUGAAGUUCUUAUUGCCCUUUGCAAGUCGGCGCCGGCUUUGCGCAGUGCCCAGAGCGCCCAGAAACUGGCCCGUCACCUUGUCCCGUAUCUGCUCGACUCCCAUGUUCAGGCCUUCGCCCAUUCCCCCUUUUUCCGCAAGAUCGAGCCGUCUCCUACCGAGUCACUGAGCUAUCACGUUACCGCGGCUUUACUGUCCCUCGGAAAUCGUCAUGCCGAUGUGCAGCAGACGGUGGCCGACAGCAUCUCUGCCUUUCUCAAUGCUUGUGCCCAUGCCACCGAGAGUGUUUCUCCAACUGACGACGACCCAGCCGCUUUGGAGGAUGCCACAAGAACAGCGACUAUUACCGUUGCCCUGCUGGGAUUCCUGGACGCUGCUUGCGCUCAAACAAGUUUCUGGAGGACCGGCAGCCGCCUCGGCCUUGUUUCUCGGUUGCGAGACCUCCUGUCGCAACCCUUUCUGGUCGCCGUAGAAACCGCCUUCUCCAUUAUACGGAACUUUCACUCACCAGAUCGCCAUGUCAAACAGUGGAGGCGAUGGACGCACCAUUACGAGGAUGCCGGCCGUCCAUUGGGGGCCAUGCUGCUGCAAAAGAGCUUCAUGAAGCUCCUAGUGGCGGCAACCUCUCUUUUGGUCGCUGAAGAGGAUGCUUUGCGGGAGACGCACAUUCUGGACAUCAUCAUGUCUGGCCGUGGCUUGCGCAGACCCCUUACGGCAAGGAGUUCCGAGGGAGACUUUCGUUCUGUGGAGCUGUAUGCAACCGUUGCCAUUGACCAAAUGAACUACCUGGAAUCCAGCGCAGAUUUUGACAGCCUUCUGCCCGCGAAACAGAAACUUGCGUUUGCUGUCAAGGCUUAUGCUCUGGUCAGCUACUUGAAUGCGUGCACCCUCAACGAGGAUGCCGCAGAUGGCGAGGUCCUCAUGGCGUGGCUAGAAGAAGCACUUGGCGACCCGUCCGGUAUGGCAAAUCAUGAAUUGGCGUCUGUGGUCCUCAAGUCCAUGGCUUUAUUGUGCAAGGUCUCUCCUUCAUACGCCAUCAAUGUCAGCCGCCUGCUUCCUCGAUUUAUCGUCCAGAGCGGCGCCAAAAGUCAUAUUGUGGUGGUGGCAUCAAAGUGCCUCGCCUUCGUCCUGCAAAUGCUUUCCAAGGACGCCGUUAUUACAACACUGUACACACUCGGCAACGUCUUGAGUCCCGGCAACGAGCGGGGACUUCCUGGCGGUCCCAAUGGAGAUGGCCAGGACUCUUCUCAAAUCUACGCUGGCAGACAGUCGACCGGCAGCUCCAUAUCCUUCCAGUUCUCUGGCGAAGAGGAGUCGGCCAUUGUUCAGGGUAACGUGGUUCAGGCAAUCUGCGAGAUUGCAAGCGCGUGUAAGGACGAAAAGAUUACCGGUCUCGCUCAGUCAAUGCUUGCACAAAAGAUCGUUAAGCUAAGCACUCCAGUCGAUGCGCGGAUCAUUACCGGUGCUGCCAGUCUGGCUCUCAGCGGGGGGCAAUCUGAGUUUCGCUACCUUUUGAAGAAAUACGCCAGCGUGGCGCAUGAUGCCGUCGUCGAGCACAGAGAGGCACUUUUACACUCUGUCAUGAAAGCUCGUAAUCAUAUUUCAGCCAACAUACGAGCAGACUCCCCGCUCUACGACACCUACCUAGAGCACUUGCUCGACGGCAUCAUCUCACAGGGAGACGCACAUACGCACCAGAACCACACAAGGGACUCUGAGUUGGAGUUGGCUGCGCGUGAAAUUGCCCAGCUGCUGCCUCCUCUGGCGACCUUUAUGUCAGCCAAUGACUUUUCCCUGAACGACGCCGCCGAUGAUGAUAGACGUUCCAUGCUUCGUGACGCAUGGUUCAAUAUCGUCGUCCAUGGCUUUACCGCGUCGACAGCCCGCGGAAAAGAAAGCAUGAAGUAUCUGAGGAUCAUGGCGAUACACUCCCCGCCUUUGGUGUUGGAGAACCGCGGGGAGGAGAACGAAAGCGAUAUUGACCUAAAUCCCAUUCUCCGCAGAGGGGAAAGUACGGACCGGGAGUCUCUGAUGAAGAAGCACCUUGCCGAAUUAGUCCCCUCACGGAGCAGCGAGAUCAAAGGAUUGAGCUAUCGCAAGACUGUUUUUCUUCACGCGGCUUUCUUGGUUGAGAGUUUGCGGGCAGAUGCUGGAGAUUGUACCAAAGCACUCUCGUACUUCCUCGAGCCCAGCAUGAGGCGAGGUGAUGUGAGCAGGACCAUGGAUGGUAUCAUGAACGCUGUCGUUGACCGCUACCUCGUCAAAACUAUCAACGCUACGAACCCCGCCUUCACUGCGCAAUAUGCAGCCACGCAGCUCGCCAAGAUCUUUUCCAGUUGCUGUCACCGAAUUGAACGGGUUCAGCAAGCUGCUUUUAGCUGCGCUGACCGCAUGAUUGAUGCGAUACCCUCAGCCUUGUGCCAACGAUCCUCGCUGUUUGCGCUACUCGAGCUCCUGACCCUGAUGUGGUCCAGUUGCCUGGAAGCCGAAAUUGAUCGGUACGAGCCUCGAACCACCUUCAAGUCGAACAAGGGGGACGUCGUUGUGGAGCUUUCGGACGACUACCAGUUCAGACAGCUUACUCUCCAGAACUUGUAUCAAAAGGCCAAACGGUGGUUGUCAAGUGCCAUCAGUAUUGCGCCAGCCGAUGUCAAAGGGUUGCUCCAGACCUACCUCUCCGAAUUUGAUGACGAUAGCGCUUUCGGUCACAUCUCACUUGGCAGAUCAUUUGCUGUUGAAGUUGGCUCGACCAUUCCAUCCACGGAUCAGAGACUUGGCUCGCUUGACAGGCUUGGGGACUGCCUCAUCAAUACCGCCUCUGAUUUUAUGGCACAAUACACUACGCGCCAGGAGUACCGAUACUCUGAGGCACUUCCUGACCAGAGCAUGGAAUGGAUGAGCCUCAUGAGAUCAGAUCGCAGGGCCUCAUACCUCCCAUCUCCUGGCAACGAAAGCGCAGAUGCGAACACGGCUCUUGCCCACAUUGAGAAGCGCGCGCUGAACCGCAAAAUUACAUCAGUGACAGACGUCCGCGAUAUCCUUCGCCGCGCGGCCGCCCUCCUCUGCCGGAGCAAUCGUGACGAAUGCUCCAUUGCACAUUAUCUUGUCAGCAUACCCUUUUCCAUGUUCACCAAGCAGUCCAUCAAACUCGGAAUCUCUCUUUGGCUGGGGGUCAUGAACGAAAACCCCCGAAUGGAGCCACGUAUCCUGGCCGAGAUUGUUCAGCAAUGGGAGUUCACCAUCCAGAAGAAGAUGGGCCUUUUCAGUCCAACAAUAGCUAGCCCAGAUCCGUUCUUCCAGAGGCAGGAAUUCGCCCCGAGUGACAGCGCCGCGAUGACGAAGCGCAAACAGACGGUUCACAACCUUCUAGCACCUCACUCAAGGCUAUUGCAGUUCCUCAGCAGUCAUUACAAUGCCACCCGUCUGGGUAACCCUGACACGAACCACAUGUUCCUCCGCCUCCUUGAUGUGACACUUGAGGCUGUCAAGCACUCAACACCACACCCAAUGGCAAGAGAAAUUCGGUUUCAGGUUGUCCUUCUUGGCCUUCGGGUACUCAAGACCAGCUCGACCAUGGGCGCGAUUGCACAAUAUCGUCUGAAGGAUCAGAUUCUGUCAGCGGGCUUGGGUUGGUUCGAAGCUCCACCGCGCUGGUCGUUUGGAAGCAACAUUCUCCAGCUCAAGACCGAAAUCUAUCUGAUCUCUGAUGUCCAGACUGCCCUGGCUGCCACCACGAAUAUUGGUGCACAAUCCGCUGGGAGCAUCAAGUCCCUUGCGGCCAAAGAAAAGCUCCUUGGACUGCUUUUGGACAGCGAGCUUUCUCGACUGAGCGUCUGGGUUCGCCCAAUUGACUCGUCACGACCUCCAUCAACCUUCCAUCACCACCACCAUCAUACCGGCAAAGAAAGUCCAUUUGAGGCUAGCAUUCACCCCUUGAUCCGAACAGCCUGGGCGGAGAGCCCAUCUCUAGCCGUACAUUUGGCAAGCAGGUUCCCGUAUCCACGUAUCCUUAAGGAGGUCCGCUGGCUUUUGCUGAACUUUCCCGCCAAGGCUAUCAAAGAACCCGAGGCACUGCCUAUUCUUAUCGAUGGUUCCCUUCCAGAGGACGUCACUUUCCAACUCAAGUACAUGUUGUUCUGGGCUCCUGUUAAUCCAAUCACUGCCGUGACGCUGUUUUUGCCAGCAUACAAGAAUCAUCCUUAUCUUAUUCAGUAUGCUAUGCGAGCAUUGGAAAGCCACUCAGUGGAUGUGACAUUCUUUUACGUCCCUCAGAUCGUACAGACUCUGCGCUACGAUGCCUUGGGCUAUGUCGAACGCUACAUCCUCGAAACCGCACAGUUUUCACAGCUCUUCGCCCAUCAGAUCAUUUGGAACAUGAAGGCCAAUGCUUACAAAGACGACGACUCGCAGAUCCCCGACGCCAUCAAACCGACGCUGGACAAAGUCAUGGGCCACAUGGUGGACAGCUUUUCGGACGAGGAUCGUGAGUUUUACGAGCGCGAGUUUUCCUUCUUUGACGAGGUAACCAGCAUCUCGGGGAAGCUCAAGCCGUUGAUCAAGAGAUCAAAGCCAGAGAAGAAGCAAAAGAUCGAAGAGGAACUGCGAAAGAUCAAGGUCGAAGUUGGGGUCUACCUUCCCAGCAAUCCUGAUGGCUCGGUCAUUGGUAUUGACCGUAAAUCCGGUAAACCGCUACAGAGCCACGCCAAAGCACCCUUCAUGGCGACCUUCCGUAUCAAAAAGAAGAAGCCCGAGCUUGAUGAGGCCGAGGAGCUGCUCGCGGAACCGGUACAAGAGAACCAAAGUGCCGAUCACGACAACACAAUUGAGGUUUGGCAGUCAGCCAUCUUCAAGGUUGGCGAUGAUUGUCGGCAGGACGUGCUCGCCCUGCAGAUGAUCGCUGCUUUCCGAGGCAUUUUCCACAGUGUUGGCCUGGACGUCUACGUGUUUCCCUACCGCGUCACGGCGACAGCGCCAGGCUGCGGCGUCAUUGACGUUCUUCCCAACUCCAUCUCACGCGACAUGCUGGGCCGUGAAGCCGUCAAUGGUCUCUACGAUUACUUCAUCUCCAAGUAUGGCAACGAGGAUUCGCUUCGGUUCCAGCAGGCACGCAACAACUUUGUGAAGAGUAUGGCUGCCUACUCGGUCAUCUCGUUUCUGUUGCAGUUCAAGGACCGCCACAAUGGCAAUAUCAUGAUUGAUGACGCCGGCCACAUCCUCCACAUCGAUUUCGGCUUCUGCUUUGACAUCGCGCCGGGCGGUAUCAAGUUUGAGCGCGCGCCCUUCAAGCUGACGUCCGAGAUGCUUGCCGUGAUGGGCGGUGGUGCAGAUACACAAUCCUUCAAGUGGUUCGAAGAACUGUGUGUCAAGGCAUUUUUGGCGUCUCGGCAGUACACGGAGAAGCUCUCGCAGAUUGUGCUACUCAUGAUGGACAGCGGGCUACCUUGCUUCAAACCGGAGAGCGUCAAGCACUUCAAGGAGCGUUUUGUGUUGGACAAGACCGAACGUGAGGCCGCCGAGUUUAUGAAGGGCCUGAUUAAGAAGAGCUACGGCAGCUACUCGACCGGCAUAUAUGACCAGUUCCAGCUGUUGACGAACGGCAUCCCAUACUAAUUUUGUGUUUUUGGCAUCAUAUAGCUGCGUUUUUUUAUUGUUUAUGGGGGGUUCUGGAUGUGUUGGUGGAAUAGAAUAGCUUCGGAGAUGAUCUAAUAGCCUUGUUGCAUUUUACGUAUGGAUACCAUUGACAGAGAUAAUAAAGUGUGGCAUUCUGAUUCGUUUAAACACGAGGACUUUAUC